CACACUGCGCCGGGCCGGAUUUCAGCCGUCCAUCGCCUUCACGCACAAACUUCCCCAAACCACACGAUUGACUCCCACUCGCUCAAUCCACUUCAAUUUCUCCACCACCACCCAACCACCGCCGCCAAGAUGGAGGCCGUCGGGGUCCUGUUGAUGUGCCCGAUGAACAACUACCUGGAGCAGGAGCUCGAAAAGCGAUUCAGGCUCCUGCGGUACUGGACUCAGCCUAAGCAGACGGAUUUCGUGGCUCAGCACGCCCACUCGAUCCGCGCCGUGGUGGUGACCCCCGCCGCCAUCGUCACCGCCGAGUUGAUCGACGCGCUGCCGAAAUUGGAGAUUGUUUCGACCUUCAGCGUGGGAUUGGAUAAGAUCGACCUGGCCAAGUGCAGGGAGAAGGGGAUUAGGGUUACCAACACCCCCGAUGUGCUCACGGAUGACGUGGCGGACCUUGCGAUCGGGCUGAUGCUGGCUGUGUUGAGGAGGAUUUGCGAGUGUGAUAGGUAUGUGAGGAGAGGGGCCUGGAAAAAUGGUGCUUUCAAGUUGACAUCUAAGUUCAGCGGGAAAAGGGUGGGCAUCAUAGGUUUGGGCCGGAUUGGGCAGGCAAUCGCACAGCGGGUCGAAGGGUUCGACUGCCCCAUUAGCUACUACUCGAGAUCCGAGAAACCAAACACAAACUACAAAUACUACAAAACCGUUGUCGAGCUAGCCUCCAACUGCGACAUCCUGGUCGUGGCCUGCGCUUUAACCCCAGAGACGACUCACAUCGUGAACCGUGAGCGGCUAUUUGGGCUCGAUAAUGUGGUCCUGCUGCCGCACGUGGGGAGUGGCACGGUGGAGACUCGCAAGGCCAUGGCUGAUCUCCCGUCCAUCGCCCUCCCGCACAAACUUCCCAAAACCACCCGAUUGACUCCCACUCGCUCACUCCCCUUCAAUUUCUCCACCACCACCCAACUACCGCCACCCUCCGCCGCGAAGAUGGAGACCGUCGGGGUCCUGAUGAUGUGCCCGAUGAACAACUACCUGGAGCAGGAGCUCGAAAAGCGAUUCAGGCUCCUGCGGUACUGGACUCAGCCGAAGCAGACGGAAUUCGUGGCUCAGCACGCCCCCUCGAUCCGCGCCGUGGUGGGGAACGCUGCCGCCGGCGCCACCGCCGAGUUGAUCGACGCGCUGCCGAAAUUGGAGAUUGUUUCGAGCUUCAGCGUUGGAUUGGAUAAGAUCGACCUGGCCAAGUGCAGGGAGAAGGGGAUUAGGGUUACCAACACCCCCGAUGUGCUCACGGAUGACGUGGCGGACCUGGCAAUCGGGCUGAUGCUGGCUGUGUUGAGGAAGAUUUGUGAGUGUGAUAGGUAUGUGAGGAGAGGGGCCUGGAAAAAUGGUGAUUUCAAGUUGACAUCUAAGUUCAGCGGGAAAAGAGUGGGCAUAAUAGGUUUGGGCCGGAUCGGGCAGGCAAUCGCUCAACGGGCCCAAGGGUUCGACUGCCCCAUUAGCUACUACUCGAGAUCCGAGAAACCAAACACAAACUACAAAUACUACAAAACCGUUGUCGAGCUAGCCUCCAACUGCGACAUCCUGGUCGUGGCCUGCGCUUUAACCCCAGAGACGACUCACAUCAUCAAUCUGGAAAAAUGCAGGGAGAGGGGGAUUAGGGUGACCUACACGCCGCACGGCCCCACCGAUGAGGUGGCUGAUAUGGCCGUCCUUCUCACUCUGGCGACGGCGCGGCGGAUCUGCGCCACGGAUCGAUUCGUGAGGAGCGGCAAUUGGACGAACGGCAAUUACGAGCUGACCACGAAGCGGCAAAUCAAUCGGCAUUUCGGGUUGGGUCGGAUCGGCUGCUCGAUUGGCUACCACUCGCCUUCCCCAAAACCAAACUCCGUCUACAAACACUACACCUCCAUCCUCGACCUAGCUCUGAACUCCCAAAUCCUAAUCGCAGCUUGCCCGCUGACCCACCAAACCCGCCACAUCAUCAGCCGUGAUGUCAUCAACUCCCUGGGCAAAACCGGAAUUGUGAUAAAUAUCGCGAGGGGCCCGCUUAUCGACGAGGAUGAGCUGGUUUCGGCUCUCGUCGAGGGCCGGCUGGGAGGGGCGGGCCUGGAUGUGCUGGAACACGAGCCCGAGGUUCCAGCCCGAAUUCUCGGGCUGGAUAAUGUUGUCCUCUCGCCUCAUGUUGGUGGCAGCACGGUCGAGACACGUAAGGCGAUGGCGGACCUCGUUUUGCGGAACUUGGAGGCUCAUUUUUCGAACAGGCCAUUGCUCGAC
Striga asiatica is the source of this 2262-nucleotide messenger RNA. The record is from the annotation of a GenBank genome assembly. NCBI's taxonomy places the organism in Eukaryota, Viridiplantae, Streptophyta, Magnoliopsida, Lamiales, Orobanchaceae.